Molecule: messenger RNA, 1356 nt
Organism: Trichosporon asahii var. asahii CBS 2479
Lineage: Eukaryota; Fungi; Basidiomycota; Tremellomycetes; Trichosporonales; Trichosporonaceae
Product: transporter
Exons: 2
Coding region: 1-1356 (451 amino acids)
Biological process (GO): transmembrane transport
Cellular component (GO): fungal-type vacuole membrane
Molecular function (GO): transmembrane transporter activity
Source: RefSeq, a predicted model, not a curated record
AUGAAGGAUUCCAGGGGAGACACGACCCCCGUCGCCACCGUUACCGAGAAGGACGCGAAGGACGUCGCCGUCCUCGACUAUGCCGAACAUGCCGAGCAUGCGGAGCCCACCUUCGCCGUGGACGAGAAGGCCGUUGCUGCCCCCGUCGAUCCGCCAGAAACACCCCCGACCGCGCUCGACAUUGGCCCACCACCCGAUGGCGGCACGCUGGCGUGGAUGACAGUCGCGGGGUCGUUCUGCGCCACGCUGGCCACGUUCGGGAUCACGAACGCGUACGGCGUAUUCCAGGCAUACUAUGCGCAGAACCAGCUCAAGGGGUACAGCGCGAGCACGAUCUCCUGGAUCGGAGCGCUGCAGCAGUUUCUCCUCUUCUUCAACGGGCUACUUGCCGGACGACUAUUUGAUGCGUUUGGGUGCGAGGCAGUGUUCAUCACGGUGUGUACGCAGUACUACCAGCUCAUGCUCUCCCAGGGCUUGUUGUUCGGUCUCGGCUCGUCGCUCAUCUUCACACCCGCCGUUGCGGCACCGUCGCACUGGUUCGCACGCAAGAGGGCACUCGCAACCUCGCUCGGCAUGACCGGCAGCGGUAUCGGCGGCGCGGUCUGGCCGAUAGCGAUCAACCGGAUGAUCGACGCGAUCGGGUUCGGGUGGGCCAUCCGGACAUGCGGCUUCAUUGUGCUCUUCCUGCUCUGCCUCGCGACGCUGCUGAUCCACCGCCGGCUCCCGCGCAAGCGGUUCCAGCCCCUCACGCACGUCUGGCACCAGUUCAGCGACACCAACUUUGCCAUCUUCACGCUCGGAAUCGGUCUCAGCGGUCUCGGCAUGUUCACGCCGUUCUUCUACCUGACCACGAAUGCUCUCCGGUUGGGUGCGGCACCUACGCUCGCCGCGUCCAUGAUCUCCUUCCUAAAUGCUGGCUCUACCCUGGGCCGGCUGGGAGCGUUCGUGGGCGAUUUUGCAGGACACCUAAACAUGAUGGUCCUCGGCGACGUUGGCAUCAUGCUCACCCUGUUCGCGAUGUGGGUCCCGCUCAACUCCGUCUCCGUCCUCAUCGCAUUCAGCGUGCUCUAUGGUAUGCUUGCUGGAUUCGUUAUCUCCCUCUGUCCAACGUGUGUCGCGCACAUCUCGCCUCCCACAGAGAUCGGCGCAAGGGUCGGGCUCAUGUACGCCGCUGUUGCGCUGUUUGCCCUCGCUGGCCCGCCUAUCAAUGGCGCACUCAUCUCCAACAAGGGCGGAGGCAGGGAGGGAUAUAGGGACUCGGGGCUAUUCAGCGGCGCAGCGGUCGCGCUGUCCCUCAGUUGUGUCGUUCUCGCUCGCAUGCGGAUAGCCAAAGGAAAGCUGAGGGCGAAGGUAUAA